This is a messenger RNA of Polyodon spathula (Mississippi paddlefish), 1528 nucleotides long. It is a transcript of the gene cox15, whose product is annotated as cytochrome c oxidase assembly protein COX15 homolog. The record is from RefSeq and is a predicted model, not a curated record. The transcript has 9 exons. NCBI's taxonomy places the organism in Eukaryota, Metazoa, Chordata, Actinopteri, Acipenseriformes, Polyodontidae. Gene Ontology annotation, cellular component: mitochondrial inner membrane. Gene Ontology annotation, biological process: heme A biosynthetic process. The coding region runs from base 36 to 1220 and encodes 394 amino acids. Gene Ontology annotation, molecular function: oxidoreductase activity, acting on NAD(P)H, heme protein as acceptor.
AACAUCCUCAUGUAUCCAUGUUGUUCUUGUAGGAGAUGUUGCGCUAUUUAUUUUCUUGCGGAUGUCGGAUCGCUAAGGGGUUGCAUUUGAAAAGUGGCGUGCAGCAGCGUGUGCCCCAAUGGCUGGUCAGAAGGGGGCGCAGCACUGCCACGGUCCAGGCGACGGUCCCUAACGCAGCCACGGAUCGCAUUGUGGGGGGCUGGCUGGUAGCCUGCAGUGGGAUGGUGGUGGGGGCUGUUGUCCUCGGGGGGGUUACCAGAUUGACCGAGUCAGGUCUCUCCAUGGUCGACUGGCACCUGAUCAAAGAGAUGAAGCCUCCAAGCACCCAGACAGAGUGGGAGGCAGAGUUUGAGAAAUACCAGCAGUAUCCAGAGUUCAGAAUAAUGAACCAUGGCAUGACUCUGCCAGAGUUCAAGUUCAUCUGGUACAUGGAGUACUCUCACCGCAUGUGGGGGCGCCUGGUGGGUCUGGCCUUCAUCCUGCCAGCCGCAUACUUCUGGAGGCGGGGCUACCUAAACCGAACCAUGAAGGGGCGUGUCCUCGGACUCUGCAGCUUUGUCUGCUUCCAGGGACUGCUGGGCUGGUACAUGGUGAAGAGCGGUCUGGAGGAGAAGCCAGACUCCCAUGAUGUGCCGCGGGUCAGUCAGUACCGGCUUGCAGCACACUUGGGCUCAGCGCUGCUCCUCUACUGUGGCAGCUUGUGGGCAGGGCUGUCGCUGGUGCUGCCUCAGCACAAGUUGCCAGACACACGACAGAUUACUGUGUUGAGGAGAUUUGCUCGGGGGACCAGUGGUCUUGUCUUCCUGACGGCUCUCUCAGGUGCCUUUGUAGCGGGGCUGGAUGCUGGCCUGGUGUAUAACUCCUUCCCUAAAAUGGGGGAGCGCUGGAUCCCUGAUGAUCUGCUGGCUUUCUCUCCCACCCUGAAGAAUUUCUUUGAAAACCCUACAACAGUGCAAUUCGAUCAUCGCAUACUGGCUAUCAGCUCAGUGGCUGCCAUCACUGGCCUCUACCUGUUCUCUCGGAGGAUCCCGCUGCCCAGAAGGACCCGAAUUGCUCUCUCCUCCCUGCUUGCCAUGGCGUACUUGCAGGCUGGCCUGGGCAUCAGCACCCUGCUCCUCUAUGUCCCCACACCCCUGGCUGCCACUCAUCAGUCAGGGUCCCUGGCACUGCUCUCCCUGGCAAUCUGGCUGCUCGCAGAGCUCAGGAGAGUGGUCCGAUAGACCUUGCUGGAGCACCUGCUCCCUUUCUCAUCUUCGAGAGUGUUCCGAUAGACAAUGCUGCUGGAUCACCUGCUCUCUUUCUGGAUUGUUUGUAUGGGGAAAUCAUCCUCUUCACAAACAACCCAACUCCAGCACACAGGCUCUUGUCUGUUUCCAUACUGAUUUCACUGGCCAGCAUGUUGAUUUAUAUUUUAUAUCGCAGUACUACAAAGAAGCUUAGUGCAGUAAUACAUUUAGAUACACAUUUCAAAGAGGGGUCUUGUUUAUGAAAGCCUGUUUGAGUCAAACCUAUGAACAUUUUAUGACUA